AUGAAGGCUUUUUACUUUUUCUUACUGAUUGUGAUCACUCUCAUGACUCUCAUUGACGCAAUGCCUCUUGGCAAGUAUUUCGGUAGGAAGAAAGCAGUACCCGCAAAAUCGGCAGCAUCCAGUUCGGCAGGAAGUAAACAUUUCACUCAGAGCGAACCAAAUAUUGCACCGCAUCCUCCUGCAGACAAAGUGGUUCAACACGUUGAAAUGACGUUGGAGAAUAAGAAAAAGUAUAGUAAAUCAAUUCAAAAUAAGAAAACAGAGGCUGUUGCAGCAGAAAAUAAGGCAUGGGGUAAGGAUCCACAAGCUGUGAUAAAUGCUCAAAGAGAUCAACACUAUGCAAAGCAUAAUGAAGGCCAAGUUAUUCAAGCUAAAACUAAUGGUAAAAUGGCAAUCACACGAUCCGAAUCUGGCCGAAAUGAUGUCUAUCAUGCUGUUCAUUGA
This is a messenger RNA of Meira miltonrushii, 444 nucleotides long. RefSeq lists its product as uncharacterized. The coding region runs from base 1 to 444 and encodes 147 amino acids. The record is from RefSeq and is a predicted model, not a curated record. NCBI's taxonomy places the organism in Eukaryota, Fungi, Basidiomycota, Exobasidiomycetes, Exobasidiales, Brachybasidiaceae. The transcript has a single exon.